UUUAGUCCAUUAAAAAAACAGUACGGGCCUUGAACAAGGAAGUAAGCAGUACUUGCCGUUUUCAACGCGCAGCUCAACGAGCCAAUCGUAGCCGAGUUGAAGCUCGUUUAGCUGAACGCGCCAAUCAUAACCUAGUUAGAGUCUGGAACCGCGAGCCUUUGAGACGAGUACCUUAAGUGCGCCCGUUUUGGCUCGCUACUGUAAAGCAGAAUGAAGAGCAUCCAAUUAAAUUUUAGGCGACAAUGUCAACAGGAUCCAGAGGAGGCCGGGUCCGAGUCUGCCAGUGAUCUUGUCGAUAUUGAUUUUGCUGAGCCACCAACAACACAAGAUGAAGAUUCGGCCAGCAGUAGCCUUAACACUGGCACUGCCCCAGUGUCGCCAACCACUGCCGGUGGGAAACAAUACAAAUACAACGCACAGUGGGAGAAAGCGUUCCCGUGGUUGCAUUUUGAAGGAAAUGUUAUGUUUUGCAAAUAUUGCAAGGCCGAACCACAACUUGCAGGCAAGCUUUCUUCGUUUGUGGUGGGGAAUCCUCACUUGAAGAAGGACACUGUUAAAAAACACAACGCGUCGAAAAAGCACAUUGAGUGCAGAGAUAUCCACAUCAAGAGUACCAACGAAUAUCCGGUAACAAUUCAAUCGGCUCUGAGGAGGCAGAACAACUUUCUGGCGUCACAUUUUACCUCACCUCUCAAGAUGACGAUGACUCAGUAUGACCUGUCAAACACGCUCCCACCCCACACACUGACCCGGCUGGCACGGGAGUGGCUGGCAGAGGACACACCAAACUUUGACCCUGCAGGGCUGUGUGUGGGGUCACAUGAGGUCGAGGCCAGGUUGUUGUGCAAAACGCCGUGCAGCGUGCUGGCGGGCAGGCCUUUCUUCACCGCUGUCUUCACUGAGCUCAGCUGCACUGUGGAAUGGGCACACAAAGAGGGAGCACAGCUGGGUCCAGAUGCGGUGGCCCAGACUGCUGUGGUCAGAGGCCCAGCAAGGUGCGUCCUCCUCGGGGAGAGACCGGCCCUCAACUGCCUGGCCCGGGCCUCGGGGAUAGCCACCCGCUGCUCCCAGCUACAGAGCAUCGCCAGGGAGGCAGGCUGGCACGGCCAUGUGGCUGGCACGCGUAAAACCACCCCUGGGUUCCGGCUGGUGGAGAAGUAUGCCAUGCUGGUGGGCGGCGUGUCCAUGCACAGACAGGACCUGAGUGGGAUGGUGAUGCUGAAAGACAAUCAUAUAUGGGCAUCAGGGAGUAUCACAAAGGCGGUGAGGGACGCCCGCUCGGUGUGUGGCUUCAGCAGUAAGAUCGAGGUGGAGUGCGGCAGCCGGGAGGAGGGCAGUGAGGCGGCCACGGCAGGAGCCGACAUCGUCAUGCUGGACAACUUUAAGCCACAGGAACUCCAUGCGGCUGCCCAGCUUCUGAAGGAGGAGUUCCCGUCUGUGCUAAUCGAGGCCAGUGGAGGGGUGACCCCAGACUCCCUGCCCCAGUAUCUCUCCCCCCACGUGGACAUCAUCUCUCUGGGCUGCAUAACCCAGGGCUGCCCCGUGGUAGACUUCUCCCUCAAGGUUCAAAAGCCUGUUGCCUUUCCAAUCAUUUUCCAAUCACAGUAACUGGCAAUUCAGGAUUUUUGUUAAUAAAGUGAAAAUAAAAAGCAAUGGUCAAUUUCCUCACAAUUGAUCCUGGAGAUGAUCAAGAGACAAAAAAAUCCAGGAAUGUUACAUGAGAUUUAAAACUGACAUUCAGAGAUGGUGACUGUAUAAUUUCUAUGAUGCGUACAACUAAUUUAUAAAUCAUUAUUAAAACUGUGAAGUAAGA
Molecule: messenger RNA, 1813 nt
Organism: Salvelinus fontinalis (brook trout)
Lineage: Eukaryota; Metazoa; Chordata; Actinopteri; Salmoniformes; Salmonidae
Product: nicotinate-nucleotide pyrophosphorylase [carboxylating]-like
Exons: 5
Coding region: 211-1608 (465 amino acids)
Biological process (GO): quinolinate catabolic process; NAD+ biosynthetic process
Cellular component (GO): cytoplasm
Molecular function (GO): nicotinate-nucleotide diphosphorylase (carboxylating) activity
Source: RefSeq, a predicted model, not a curated record